AAACUAGUUAACAUGGGUGAUAUGCGAUUGUGAUCCCAAUAUGAAUCGGAUGUAUUUCGUUUUUUACUGGUUGGAAAAAAGUAAACUCUGGCCAAAUACAUAUUCUGAAAAGUAGUAACUGAUCAUGCUUGAACACCUCAUUAGAAUAACAAGAAAAACCUUCGUUCGUGAUCAAAAUUCAAACAGAAGAAGCAUUGAAGUCAUUCAAUAUAAUAUCUAGCAUGGAUGGUAAAGGAGACGGAAGUAUUCCAAGUUAUGGAGAAGUUAUAAGUGAUGAAAAGAGAAAAGUUUCUGAAGGGAGUGAUGAUGUUGAGAUAGAAAUGGAUGACAAAAGCAUGGAAAAGGCUCCACUCGAUUCUUCUAAUAGCACCGAACCCAUUGAUGAGCAGAAUAAAGGAAAUUGUUUCACUCAAAUGCUACUAAAAGGUGUUAAUGAAGCGACCACUUUUGUAAAGAUGAAUAAAACCAUUUUACGACAUGUUUUUUUUGGCUUAUUAUUGGCAGGAUAUUGUGCUUAUUUCAUUGGUGCGAUGGUCUAUGUUCAACAAGCGAUACCUUUGAUUGUAUUAACAGUCGUUGUACUUGUCAUUGUUCUUUUGGAAGUAUGCUCUAAAAGAAUAUCUCGAUUGCUGAAGAAUACAUGCAACUUGAAAGCAUGCAAAAAAUCUGAAAAAGUGAAAAAAGUUCUGUUCUGGUUGCAAGUAGUUUGUGUCUGUGCUUUUUUUAUUUGGCUGCUUGUUAGUAUAAUAAUUCAGAGUCCUCGCCAAUUAGUUUCCUUACUCGGACUGUGUCUUAUCAUCUUCGUCUGUUUCAUCUUCUCCAAAUAUCCAAAUGAUGUAUCCUGGCGUCCUGUGCUUUGGGGAAUCAUUAUGCAGUUCAUUCUAGGCUUGAUUGUGCUUCGUACAAAGGUGGGAUUCAAUGCUGUUAAGUUCAUUGGAGACCAAGUGGCAACUUUCAUGAGAUAUUCCGACUAUGGAUCAAAGUUUGUGUUUGGUGAUGCAUACUUUGUUCAUAUGUUUGCUUUUAAGAUUCUUCCCAUGAUUGUUUUCUUCAGUACUGUGAUGAACAUGUUGUAUUAUAUAGGAAUCAUGCAAUGGUUCAUUGGAAAGCUAUCAUGGGUGACGCAAAAGACUCUUGGUACCUCGGCUAUCGAAUCAACAGUUUCUGUUGCAAAUAUCUUUGUUGGAAUGACAGAAGCUCCAUUAGUUGUUCGGCCCUACUUAAAUGAUUUGACAAGAGCCGAAAUACAUUCCGUUCUUACAUGUGGACUAGGUUCAAUCGCGUUUUCUGUUUUCGGUGCAUUUGUAGAAAUGGGAAUUGACAGUGUUCAUUUACUAACAGCUUGUGUAAUGUCUGCACCUGCCAGUCUUGCAAUAUCUCGCUUGCUGUUUCCAGAACGUCAAAAAUCUAAGUUUAUAACAACCCAUUCCUUGAAAUUAACUGAAGGAUCUGAUCGAAAUAUAGUAGAAGCUGCUGCUGUAGGAGCAUCAAUGUCUAUUGGCCUAGUUGCCAAUAUUGCUGCAAACCUCAUUGCAUUUCUAGCACUGCUUGCGUUCAUCAAUAGCAGUCUAAAUUGGUUUGGAGCAUUUGUUGGUUACCCUGAUUUCACUUUCCAAGUUUUAUGUGGUUAUCUCUUCAUGCCUCUUGCUUUUUUGAUGGGUGCAGAUUGGGAAGAUUGUGGUACAGUUGGGGAGUUAUUUGGUGUAAAAACAUUUCUGAAUGAAUUUAUUGCUUAUAAAAGUAUGAAACCACUGGUCGAAAACAGACUUCUUGGUAACGUUCCAAAAUUUAACAAUGGAACUGCAAUGUUUAUGUCCGAGAGAUCUGAAGUUGUUGCAAUUCAUGCUCUGUGUGGUUUUUGUAACAUAAGUUCUCUGGGAAUCAUUAUCGGAGGAUUGGGAAGUUUGAUGCCAGAAAGAAAAGGGGAUUUAGCGGAAUUAGCAAUGAGAGCUUUCAUGGGAGGAAUUUUCACUUGUUGCAUGACCGCUUCAAUUGCCAGUUUGCUAUUUGUGGAAACCAUAUCUGCACCUACAACUGGUAAUAACACUCUCGGCAUGAAUAACACCGGAUUCUAACAUUCGUUUCUUAGUUAGCCCAUGUUUUCUAGAGUAAGAGGCAUUAUGAUUCAAACAUGUUGCAUUAGUCCCGAAUGCCUUAAAUGCUUUGCUAUUCUUCUUUGAAAGUUAUGAAGAUACUUUCCAGUCAAUGUUCCAAUUUUUGUAUCUUUUAAUUGAAUCUGUGUAGGUUUCUCAAUGUUCUGUUUGUUUGUUAUUUGUAAUAAUUUUGUAUGGAGUAAGUCUGUGAAAGUUUAAAACUUUCUGUGAAAACACUAAAAAGAGAUUUUAACAUAGUCACCAGAAUGAACAUGUCAAUCAGGAUUAUACUAGCCAAAUGAAGCAUAUUGUUUUGGAGUUCAUCAUUUUAUGAUAAUAUUCCAAUUCAUACUGGGUAAUGAUUAAGUCACCACACCAUUGUGUUCGGUGACUAUCAUGAGAAAAGAAGCCAUCAGAGACCCCAAUUUACUUGAUUCAAACACCAGCAUUGAACAUUAUUUAAAACAAACCACUGAUUUUUAUGUAUUUUUCUUUUUGUAAAUUAUUUACAAAUUUUGUUGUUUUGUCUCAGCUCAACUUGAAGGAAAUUCAUUGUCUUAAUCUAACUUUUGUACCUUGACACUAUCAUGAUAGCAUUAGAUAGAUUUUACUUAGUAUCUCCGUUGUAUACUUUUGGGCUUUAAAUUGUCUUUGUUUUGUCCAAUUUUAUUUGUAGCAUUCUUGUAUCAACAGAUGAAAUGUUCCUUAUAAAAGCAGACCACUCGUGAUAAGAUUAAAUUCUUUAUUCCAGUCAUUGGCAAAUUUAUACCAGAUGACUUAUAAGCAAUCACUCACCAUUCCCAUGACUUCUCUUCUAAGCCAUACUUUGAGAUAACUUGGAUAAAAAUAAAAGUUUUCGAAGCAUUUCAUCAUAGUAUAUUGAUCCUAAAAUAUAAGCAUCUUAAAUUUAUCUUGAUUUUCCUGGUCUCCAAUUUUUUUUUGAAUAUCUUGACAUGGAAUUUAUUUUUUGGAAUACCUAUUUUGGUAAUCGUUUUUGUGCAGAAUGAUCAGCAAUCGUUAAAGCUAUUUUGGACAUUGAGAUUCAAAUUUUUCAAUUACUAUUUUCUAUACAGUUUCAUUUUAUCUUGAUCAAACAUACAAAAAUAUUGC
Messenger RNA from Styela clava, 3203 nucleotides. RefSeq names its product solute carrier family 28 member 3-like. The record is from RefSeq and is a predicted model, not a curated record. Gene Ontology annotation, biological process: nucleoside transmembrane transport. Gene Ontology annotation, cellular component: plasma membrane. Lineage: Eukaryota; Metazoa; Chordata; Ascidiacea; Stolidobranchia; Styelidae. Gene Ontology annotation, molecular function: nucleoside:sodium symporter activity.